Messenger RNA from Acomys russatus (golden spiny mouse), 1056 nucleotides. RefSeq names its product melanoma-associated antigen B5-like. The record is from RefSeq and is a predicted model, not a curated record. Gene Ontology annotation, cellular component: nucleus. Gene Ontology annotation, biological process: negative regulation of transcription by RNA polymerase II. Lineage: Eukaryota; Metazoa; Chordata; Mammalia; Rodentia; Muridae.
AUGCCCAGGAGUCAAAAGAAUAAGCACCGUCGGAAGAAUAAGAGCCACAAUCAAAAGAAAGGCCCCCAUGAAGGAGAUGAUUCUCAGGAUAACAAGGGAGCACAGAAGAGUGUAGCAGUGGAAGAAAAGCCACCCUCCUCUUCCUCUGCUGUGAUUGAGCAGAUUCCUAAGAAGCUACCUGCUUCUGAAUCAAGUAGUGACACUGAGUGGCCUUCCUGUAUACCAUCUCCUGUUGCUAUUUCUGAUGAUGAUAAAGCAUUGGAUAAGGGCAAUUACUGCUGUUGUGGAAGGAACUUAGUUUCCUCAGAAUAUCAACCCUGCUAUGAUAAUGCGUGCAAAAGUUGCCUAGAAAUGUAUGUGUCUUUAGUGGAGCAGAUUGUACUCUACAAAUAUAAAAUGAAGCAACCUAUUACCAGAAAAGAUUUACUAAAUGUUAUCAACCCAAAGUACCAAUACAAAUUUGAUGAGAUAUUAAAGAGAGCUUCUGAAAAUAUUGAAAUUGCGUUUUCAGUUGAUGUAGUCGAAAUUGACUCAGAUAAUCACUUUUAUGACGUAGUCAGCAAGUUAAAACUCCCCAAUAAAGGAAGGGUUUGUCCUGGCAGGGGUUUACCAAAAACUGGUCUUCUUAUGACUCUCCUGGCUCUGAUUUUCAUGAAAGGUACCUCUCUUGCUGAGGAGGAGGUCUGGAAAUUCCUGAGUAUUAUGCAAGUGUACCCAGGGAGGAAGCAUUUCAUAUACAGAGAGCCACGGAAGCUCAUCACUCAAGAUUUUGUGAAACUGAAGUAUUUGGAGUACCAGCAGAUACCCAACAGUGAUCCUCCACGCUACGAGUUCCUAUGGGGUCCAAAAGCUUAUACUCAAUCUACCAAGAUGAAAGUCCUGGAUUUUAUGUCUAAAGGCACUCUCACUGAACCUAGUAUUUUCUCAGUAGCAUGUGCAUCAGCUUUGAGAGAAGAAGCUCAGCAGUCCAAGAAAAUGCUGGAUCCAGUCCUGGCACUAAAGCAAUAGCCAGGGCCAAACCAUCACCAAAUCCAGAGGGUUCUUACACCUCUGUAA